Elgaria multicarinata webbii is the source of this 5278-nucleotide messenger RNA. RefSeq names its product LIM domain 7 (gene LMO7). The transcript is spliced from 32 exons. Gene Ontology annotation, molecular function: actin binding. The coding region runs from base 5 to 5188 and encodes 1727 amino acids. Lineage: Eukaryota; Metazoa; Chordata; Lepidosauria; Squamata; Anguidae. The record is from RefSeq and is a predicted model, not a curated record. Gene Ontology annotation, biological process: regulation of signaling; regulation of cell adhesion; actomyosin structure organization.
AGCCAUGGAAGAAAGACAGGAUGCCGAGGGCGCCUGCUGCGAUGGAGCGUUUGCUGAAGCUCGCCGAUGGAUGGAGGCAGCUACUGGGAAAAGUUUUGGAGAAAAGGAUUUUCGUGCUGCUUUGGAGAAUGGAGUCCUCCUGUGUGAUCUAAUUAACAAGAUCAAACCUGGCAUCAUUAAAAAGAUUAAUCGUCUGUCAACGCCAAUAGCUGGGCUGGAUAAUAUCAAUGUGUUCUUGAAAGCUUGUCAAAAUCUUGGAUUAAAAGAAGCUCAGCUUUUUCAUCCUGGUGACCUUCAGGAUUUAUCUAAUCGAGUUACUGUCAAGCAAGAAGAGACCAACAGAAGAGUUAAAAAUGUUUUGAUUACAUUAUAUUGGUUGGGUAGGAAAGCACACAGCAACCCUUAUUAUAAUGGUCCUCAGCUUAAUUUAAAAGCCUUUGAGAAACUAUUGGGACAAGCCUUGACAAAGGCUCUUGGGGAAUCCUGUAGUCCCAAGCGAAGUGGAAGGGAUAGUGGAUACGGCGAUAUUUGGUAUAUUGAACGUAGUGACACACUUUCAUCAUCUACCAGUCAUAAGAGAGACGAUUCCUUUGACAGCUUGGACUCCUUUGGCUCACGGUCUUCUGCAAGCUUUUCAUCAGACAUAACCUUGAAAGGUGGCAGUGAAGAUUGUGAAAGUGACACAGAUUCUGAAACACGCGCAAGAAUGCAUGAUCCCAGUAAGGAUGACAUGUCAAAGCGCAGAGUUGCUUUAGUUGAACCCAAGCCUGCUGCAGAGUUCAAUCGUUUCUUACCCAACAAAGCCAAACCACCAACAUACAUGCCAGCACCUUUGAGGAAGAAGAGGACAGAGAAGAACGAGGACAAUAGAAGAAGCUGGGCAAGUCCUGUGUUUACUGAGCCAGAUGGAACAUUUUCGAGUAACCAAAGAAGAACUAUGGAGCAAGAGAUGGAACGCAAGUCAGCGGCUAACAUUCUUUCAGACUUCUCCAACUAUUUUGAGGAGGAGGAGGAGGAGACAAUAGGCACUCCAGACAUAGAAACAGAUGACCUUUAUGUUCGCAAAAUAAAUGCUGCGAUGUCAAACAUAAAAGAUUCCUCCCAUAAGUUUCUUCCGAAGUCUUGGGCUCCAGGACAAGAGUUGCACUGGAAAAAAGCAAAGAGGAUAUCUUUUUCCAAGCAAUGGUAUAAGGAGAUUCAAGGAUUCAGUAAGAGCACAGAUUCUGAAGAGGAUGUUGCAAGAGUCCAGCCAAACAUUAUCAUCAUGGGUAGCUUGGAUAACAGUUGCAGAGAAGACCCACACUUGGUUAAAAAAGCAGCCGAAUAUGCUGCGAAACCAUUAUUACAAGCUGCAGAAGAGAAGACUAGUUGUUCCUCCGAUCAACCAAGUCAGUUUUUAUUUCUCCGGGCACUGCAAAAAUAUUCGGAUGACUACCUGUCCUCUGAAACUAGAACCAAAAUAGAUCCUGCUUCAGGGCCUAGGCUUGUAACAUGCAGAACAAAGAAUUAUUUUAGGCUUGGACAUGACAAAACAAACAAUGAAAAUGGAGACUUUUAUCCAGAUUUGGAAAACGAUGAUUUAUUUGUUCGUAAGACUGGUGCUUUCCACAUGAAUCCAGUAAUACAAGAUUUUGAGUACCUUAGAAAUUCCUAUAAGCAAGGCCCUCGCUUAGAAGGGGAAAUUGUUCUCCAGCCCAGAAAUGGUGAAUCUGCAAUUCCAGAUCUAGAAAAAGAUGAUCUGACAGUCCGCAAAGCUCAACUACAGAAAAAAGAAGUGCCCUUAUCAGGUGCCCCAGAUAAAUACCAGCCUGCUCUCUUUCCUGAUCCUUGGAGUCUCCCGCCAGAAAUCCAGGCCAAAUUUCUUUGUUUGCUUGAGAAGACCACCGCAACGGCUGAGAGAGAAAGUGGUGGGAAGGUUUCAUCUCCAUCUUCACGACAAAAGAAGGAUGAUAUGCUGACCCGCAGGAUUGAGCUGUUUAAUGUAGGAGUGAAUGUGCAUCCGAUUAGCUUCUGUCCAGGAGCAUGCAGCAAAGAAGAUAUAGAAAAAUGGGAGGCAAUCAGAGAAGCUAGCAAAAUCAGACACAAGAAACGGCAAAUGGUGGAAAGGCUGUUUCAAAAGAUUUCUGAUGAGCAUGGGAGUAAAUCCUUGAAUGAUGUCAGUGCAGAUGAGCUGCAAACAAUCCGUCAACUACGUUACGAGGAGCUCCAGAAAAUAAGGACUCAGCUACAACAACAAGAUGAGCAAUGGCAAGAUGAUUUGGCAAAAUGGAAAAACAGGCGCAAGAGUUACACUUCUGAUUUGCAAAAGAAAAAGGACGAGAGAGAAGAAAUUGAGCGGAAAACUUCUGAGAGUUCUGGAAGACGCAGCAAAUCAUUGAGAGAAAUGCAGCAAGAUAGGGAGGUCCGAGAUCAAGGACUCGAUAGUAGCCACCGGCAGCAAGCAGAGCACAGAAGAAUGUAUUUUUCAAAUGAUGAAGUGUUUAGUGAAGAGAAAAUACCUUUAAGUUCAUCAACAGAUUACUUUAUUGAAAAUGAUGCUGUCCGCUACUUAAAAAAGGGUGAUGAAAAUAAUAAAGAGGGUGAUAUAGAAGCAGGGAACUGUGCAAGAAUUGAAACUCAAAUUCCACCUAAGAUCAUGACUGAAGAAAAGAGCCAGCCUCCUUUGUCAAGUCACCAUUCACUAAAUGCGCAAAUUGGGUCAGCUCAAGUUUCAGCUCCUCUCCCAAGAAGUUACCAGAGAAGUAAUACUGCCAGGCUAACGUCUGUGGUUACUCCAAGGCCUUUCGGUGCCCCUUCCAGAGGAAUCUCGUCACUUCCCAGAUCGUUUACGAUGGAUGAUGCCCCAAAAUAUAAUGGAGAAAUACACGUGUCUAAGAGAACGCAACAUAUGUUCACCAGCAACUCGUUUUCUAAGCCAGAAGCUGCACAAAGCCAAUCCAUAAGUGAUCUACGUAGUGCAGAGGACAUGAAUUGGACAAAACACUCGCCUGCAGAGAAUACCUCUGCUACAAGUAAAGUUGGAGAUAUUAAUCAUCUUGGUUCUAAACCAGAACAUCAUGUUGGCCAUGACUCCAUUUCAGCUGUAUAUUCAGCAACAGAAGAGAGAAGCCUUCCAGAGACUGAGAUUUCAAGAGUACAAGACCAGUACAGUGAUAUGAGAAUCAGUAUAAACCAGAGACCUGGCAGCAAUCGGAGCUUUGGGUUUGCAAUUCACCAGAACCCUUCUGGAGUGUUUGUAAAGUCCAUAGAAGAAGGUAGCCCUGCAGACUUUUGUCAGUUGAAUGUUGAGGAUGAAAUCCUGUCCCUCAAUGGCACAAAGAUUUCACAAAUGGACCAGAGUCAAUGGGAAGCAUCUCUCAGCAGUGCACUAGAAACUGGAAACCUUGUCAUGGAUGUCAGGCGAUAUGGAAAGAAGGACUGGGGCAAAGACCAGCCUUCCCUGCCAUAUGCAAGGCACAAAAUCCUCAAUCUCACCAGUAUGGCUACCAACAUUGUAGGUACACCUGAAAACAAAUGGAUUGAUGCGACAUCUGGAGACAACACUUCAAACAAGAGCAGAAAUACAUCAGCACAAAAAGACCUGCACAACAGCUUCCAGAAUGAUGAUUCAGAAACAAAAGUCAAUGGAAUGCAAAGAGAUGCAAGUUCCAAUGAGCAUAAAGAUACAGAAUCUAUUUCUUUGAAAAACUUAAAAAGACGAUCACAGUUUUUUGAACAAGGAGGCUCAGAACCUGCAAUGCCUGAUCUCCCAGUUCCACCCAUCAGUACUCCUAGCCGGUGGGCUUGGGAUCAAGAAGAAGAAAGAAAAAGACAAGAGAAAUGGCAGGCAGAACAGGAACGCUUACUUCAGGAGAAAUAUAACCGUGAACAAGAGAAGCUGAAGGAAGAAUGGCUGAAAGCUCAGGAAGAGGCUGAAAAGGAGAGCUCCAAAUAUUUAAAUGAGGAGCAAACUGUAUUGACAUCAAAUACCAUGUCUAUUACUACACAAGAGCCACCUGCUUCCUCGUGGUUGAAAAAUGGAAGUGACAAGUCUGAGUAUACUUAUGCUGGUAGACAAUGGGAAGAGGAAAGAGAACAAUUGAAGAAAGAAGAAGAACAGAAACAUCUCCGGGAGAUACAGAGAUUGCAAGAAGAAGCAGCCUUGCAAAUGGAACAAGAGAGGAAGUUCCAAGAACUGGAGCGUGAGAAAGAAUCUAAUGUACGGGAUACAGUAUACCAUGUAGAGGAGCCACAGUAUAAUAUGCGGAGGAGCCGAGAAGAAGCAGAACAGAAACCACAAGUGGAACAAGUCAAGGACGUUGCAGCGCAGAGGUUCCAAUAUCAAAGACAUUAUUAUGAAACAUCAAGAAACUCUGAACAACCAAGCUCCUUCAGUGCUGACAGAAGUAAAUCCAGAUCAACUACAGAUCUAGAUGAUCAUCCUGUCAAUAGAAAUGGUGUGAAGAACAAAUUAUCCGAGCAACCAUGGACUGCUGGUGACUCACAGAGAAGAUCUCAGAAAGAACACGGUGUGUCAUCUGCUGAGCUCGAAAGACAGCAACUCCUUCAGGAAAUGAGGAAGAAGACAUCCCUGAAUACAGACAAUAGCUGGAUCAGGCAACGCAGUUCAAGCAUGCAUAAAGACUUCACUAGUCUGCCUGGCAGUAAAAUGAGAAGAGGUGAGAGUUUAGAUAACCUUGAUUCUUCGAGAACAAAUUCCCGGAGGCCUCAUUCUUGGAUGAAUCAGUCUGCAUCUUCAAUGUCUUUAUCAUCUAGUCAAGAUAUUAGUCACCAUAUGCCUCCGGUGGUGUCCACUUCAAAUCGUGCCUACAUGCGCACUCCCUCUUCCAGCCUGCCAUCACCUUCAAUGAAAACCUCAUCCUUGCCUCAUAUUCUCCCAUCUGCACCAUCUCCAGUUCCCCAUUCUCAGUCAUCAACUUCUCCUUCCCUGUCAGGAAGCCAGCAACGCAACAGGUCGGUCAGUGGAAAGCGAGUCUGUUCAUACUGUAGAAACGUUCUGGGCAAAGGAGCAGCCAUGAUCAUCGAAUCUCUUGGUCUAUGCUAUCAUUUACAUUGUUUUAAGUGUGUUGCUUGUGAGUGCGAGCUUGGGGGCUCACAGGCUGGAACAGAAGUCCGUAUCCGAAACAAUGAACUCUUCUGCAACGACUGCUAUCUCAGAUUUAAAACUGGACAGCCAACCAUUAUGUGAGACAAGCCCAAAUAUGAAACCAUUGCUACAGAUACAGGAGGAAGCCGCUGCUGUAGAUCUAUAAAUAUAUAUUGUGUGCAGUUUUUUAAA